AUGAAUCAUCAUCGCGCUACUCGCGAAUGUUGUUGCAUCCCGGGCGGCGACGACUGCUGCAGCAGCAGCUCGGGCCUCUACAUAGAUGGAACCUACGCGAACGAAACGCUGCCCUACGAGGUGCUACUUCACAUCUUCGGCCACCUGUCCAUGAAGGAGCUGGGCGUCGUGUGCGUCGUGUGCAAGUUCUGGAAGGAGGCCAGCGAGGCCGACUGCCUGUGGAAGUCGAUCACCUUAAGUCUCUGGGGCGGCCUCGGCCUACGUGACGUCCAGCGCGCCGCCGCCGCCACCACUUCCACUUCGACAACCACCAAGGACACCGGUGCACGAUCAUCGUCGUCAUCGUCGUCGGUAGCCUCCACCACCACCACCACUUCUUCUUCUUCUUCGUGUCCGUCGUCUCCUUCGUCGUCAUCGUCGUCAGCGCUGCGACCAGCGUCUGUAACAUCGCCGGAGUCCUUCCAAGCCCUGGAGAAGCUGCGUCUUCAGAUCCUGCGAAUCAAAGAGGAUUCGACCGUGCCGAUCGUCUUCCUGGGCUCGCACGCUGACCGGGAGAGCCAGCGCCAAGUGAGCCAGGACGAGGCCCUCUUCCUCGCCGAAAAGCUCAACUGCGGGUGGCUGGAAUGCUCUGCCAAGACUGGGCAGAAUGUGAACGACGCCUUUGAGCUCAUCGUGCGAAUGAUCAAUCGAUGGCGCGCGCUCCACCCGGCCUGGAACACGCCGAAGAGCAGGCAGGAGGCCACCAUCAAGAACCGGGUCAAGAAGAAGAUCCUCUUCUGGCGCGAGAACAACAGGACAUGA
Acanthamoeba castellanii str. Neff is the source of this 801-nucleotide messenger RNA. Its product is annotated as Ras family protein. Bases 1 to 801 code for a protein of 266 amino acids. Gene Ontology annotation, biological process: signal transduction. NCBI's taxonomy places the organism in Eukaryota, Discosea, Longamoebia, Acanthamoebidae. The record is from RefSeq and is a predicted model, not a curated record. The transcript has 4 exons. Gene Ontology annotation, molecular function: GTPase activity; GTP binding; GDP binding. Gene Ontology annotation, cellular component: plasma membrane.